UGCGGGGGCCGCACUGCAUCAACACAAAUCACCUGAACAACACAAACGAUAUAUAAUCAAAUCAACAUUCAAUGAAUAUUUUUGUUAUAUUGAUGGAUGAACUGACUAAAACUGGCUCAAGAAGAGGCUCGGCAGUCAUCAUUGUCGUUAAUCUUUUGCCUUUGCAGUGCACUUACGACAAGCUAACUGCUCUGUGAUUGGCUACUUGUUGGUGACCCUGUUGCUGGCCCGUCAAUCAAAAAAUUAGCGGGAACGGUUGGUUUACGUUAACACCUAGCUUACCUCCAGAUCCCUUUAAAAGACUGAUUGUAGUGUACCAGUAUUUUGGUAAAAUAUACUAUUAUUGUUGCCAUCUCCUAAUUUGUGGUUUCUCGCCAAAGCUAUGGCGUGUGUACAACGAGUGAGAACUUCACAGGAUACUCAGCUGUUACCUAAUCAGGUUCUCUCGGAGCAGCAGUCCUUGGUUGUUAUAAAAAAGCUUCUGGCCAUCGCAGUGUCUGGCAUCACAUACCUCCGGGGCCUUUUUCCAGAGAAAGCCUAUGGGAACAAACAUGUUGAAGAUCAGAAAGUGAUGAUUCUUAGAGAGGAAAAGAGUUGUCCUGGUGCCACUCAGAUUGUUCAGUGGAUGCAAGGAUGCUUUGAGGCCAUUCAAAAGAAAUAUCUCCGGACAGUUAUUAUGUCUAUCUACACUGACCCAGAGAACCCCCAGAAAGUGACAGAGUUUUACCAGUUUAGGAUCCAGUACACAGCAAAAGGAGCGCGGAUGGACUUUGAAAGCAACAACAACAACAAGGUGUCAACGAUGUCAUGCUGCAACACUAAGAAGGCUAGCAUCCUGCUGGUGAGGAAGCUCUACACUCUGAUGCAGAACCUUGGUCCUCUGCCAGACAGUGUCUGCCUCAACAUGAAGCUGGCCUAUUAUGACGAUGUCACCCCUCAGGACUACCAACCGCCGGGCUUCAAGGAGGCUGAAGGUGACACAAUGGAGUUUGAGAGGGAGCCAGUCAAACUGACCAUGGGUGAGGUGGCCACCCCCUUCCAUACUUUGAAGAUGGACAUGGCUACAGAGAGACAGAGACUGGAGCAGGUGGAGGAGAAUGUUGAUGUGGCAGAGAAGUGGGUUCUGAAGAUGGAGGAGGAUGGUGUCCUUUCUCAGAGCCAUGUGAUUGAAGACGUGGAGAAGCCUGACAAUGAGAACACAGACUUGGAUAACACCGAAAUCCAAAUGAGCUGUCAUGAGAAGAUUGAGAGCUGUGAGGAAGUGACAAAGAUGGACACUCUAGUGAAGAGGACCUCUGACAUGGAUGUAGGCCUGAAGAGGACCAGGAGUGGACGGAUCAUCAAGUCUACUACGGAGACAAAUCUAACUGUGAACAAGCCAACAGCUAUAAAGGACAAAAUGGUCUCUCAGUACGACAUCCCCAACAGCCAGGAAACGCCAUCCACCUCCGCACCUAAGAAGAAACGCAAAUUCAGCGAACCCAAAGAACGCUAUUGACCUCACACCCCACUGCUAACACAGCAGCACUGCUGUAUUGACUUACAUUGAUGUUUUUUUAAAUUUCAGUGUUGAUUUACAGGUUAUGUAGUUGUAUUUUUUAGGGAAAAACUACAGUUUAGUUGAAUGAAAUACAGAUUUAAAAAUGUGUUGCUACUUUAAUACAAUUCAUCCAUGGAGUUGGAAUACUAAUUUACAAAACUGUUAAUUUUGCCUUUGAAUGGUUAUAUUUUUUUCUGGUACCAUUCUGUAACUUGUUGAACAAAGCAAGACUGCAAACUUCAAUAAAAUACAAAAAUGC
Lates calcarifer (barramundi perch) is the source of this 1799-nucleotide messenger RNA. RefSeq names its product HORMA domain containing 1 (gene hormad1). Bases 383 to 1498 code for a protein of 371 amino acids. The record is from RefSeq and is a predicted model, not a curated record. The transcript has 16 exons. NCBI's taxonomy places the organism in Eukaryota, Metazoa, Chordata, Actinopteri, Centropomidae.